Messenger RNA from Rhododendron vialii, 836 nucleotides. RefSeq lists its product as uncharacterized. The transcript has 4 exons. The coding region runs from base 130 to 519 and encodes 129 amino acids. The record is from RefSeq and is a predicted model, not a curated record. Lineage: Eukaryota; Viridiplantae; Streptophyta; Magnoliopsida; Ericales; Ericaceae.
GCUCUCAUUUUGACAUUUUAUUGAUCUAGGAACUGGUAAGAAAAAACCAGGUCGAUAGCUCUGGGACAAGGUAUGGUACAUCUCUUUUGAGAGAGAGAGAGAAAGAGAGAGAGAGAGAGAGGGGAGGGAAUGAGGGGAAGAGGGAGAAGUCCAGUUUUAAUUGGGUUGGCGUUGGUAAUGGUUUUGGGUAUCGCCGUCUACUCCAGGCUUUGGGUUAUCGACUACAGAAUCUCUUCCAACGAGGCCGAAUUAUUGAGAAGACAGUUCGAUUCGGCUAACAGAGAGGCAAUGGAGGAAUCUGCAGAAUGGAGGCUGAGAUAUGAUGAUGAGGUCGUAAGGUCAAGGAAGUGUGCUGCUGAACUAAUUGAGAUGAAGAAGUCUCUAAAGACGAAGGUGGAGGAUGCUAGCAUUAAUGGGAAAUUGGAAAUGCUACAGAAGGAAAAUAUGGACUUGCUUCAAAGAGUGGAGUCCUUAAGACAAGAGCUCGAAGGUGAGAAGUUGAAGUGCAAUAAACAGUAGAUAGAGCUGUCUUUGGAAGAUUGAGUAUGCAUCACACAUUGGAAAAUUGUACUCGAGUAAGGGAACAAUCAGAUUGUUAAACGACCAUAUAUACUUUUGAAGCACAAUUUUUUACUUGGCCAGAGGUACGUGCAAGGGGUGGUAAUUUGUUGUAUGACUGCAUUGAUUUGGACAAAAGUAGGUGCAUGCUUUUUGCUUAAGCCACCCAUAUGAAGCCCUUCUGUUUAAGUUUCAGUUCGACUGAGGGAGUUUUUUUUUCCCUGUUUGGAUUUUCUUCAUUAGUGCCAUUGGUAAAAAUUCAAGUUGUUAUCAUCAAA